Messenger RNA from Cuscuta campestris, 2517 nucleotides. NCBI's taxonomy places the organism in Eukaryota, Viridiplantae, Streptophyta, Magnoliopsida, Solanales, Convolvulaceae. The record is from the annotation of a GenBank genome assembly.
AAAAAAAAAAACUGCCGUGGUAACUUCCCAAAUGCAAUCUUUCCCAAUCGCCACAAAAAUAGGGCAAACCGGUCUGGUAACUUCCCAUCUUCGUCGGAACUCAAUCACGUAAACUGCACAUUACUCAGCAUUAUAUAUCUCUGUCCCUACUAACUUCUUUCCCUACGAUUCACUUCUUCAAGCAUUAAACAUGUCGCUAAAUUGGACUCCCCUCAACAGGCUCAAUCCUGCAAGACAUCAAGAUGCUGUGAAAUUGAGGCUUUUGCGUCAUUACGAUUUAAAGACAAGAAAUAGCACACAAACAACGGUCUAUGGGCAUGAGGCAAUCUUUCAAGAUGACAAGGGUAAUCGCAUCCAUGCCUUUUGUGAGAAGCCAUUGAUACCACACUUUGCGCCUUUGCUAAAGGAAGGGCAAUUACAUGGGAUAGAAAACCCUAUUGUCUCAAAGAAUACUCAACUUUUGACCGACAACCGGUUCCAACUGACGUUUGUCAAGGAAACACGAAUUUCUGAUCUCAAGGAUGAAAGUUUCCCCAAAACUGUUUUCAAAUUCGACAGUUUCAAAGAACUGAACAAUGUUUAUGAUAUUUCAAGUCGUAUCAUGUUAUUGGAACGGGGUGUUACUCCACAUGAAGUUCUCAGCUUAAGUGCUUCUACAUCGAAAUCAAUGCCGUCACAGUUUGAUGUAAAGACUUUGGAAAAAGUUUGUGAAGAUUUUGAGAAAGGGCGUGUUUGGAUACUGUGUAAAAUUGUUGCCUUUGCACACUAUGGAUCAUGGUGUUAUACCUCCUGCAAAAAGUGUUACAAGAAGGUGAUACUUACAAAUGGAAUCAACUUUUGUGCAGACUGUAACCUAGAUGGCUCUGUUCUCAGGUACCGAUUGCAAGUACGGGUUGUGGAUGAAACAAACAACCUCACUUUGACCUUAUGGGAUAAGCAAUGUAUUCCCCUUUUUGGAAAGCAUGCAGGAGAUUACUUACAUGACAGCGUAUGGCCUUAUGCUAACAUAGACGAAAACCACAGGCGACCUGCAAAGAACAGAGGCGAAUCUAGCGACGAGCGUGCUCUUCUCCGAUUCCGGCUUCUUCCUUUAAAAAAGAGCUUGUUGAAUGGCUUGCCUUUCAUCUGGUCGGUUCAUCCCGUCUUCAACACCCUCUCUUCUUACAACGGCACAUCUAAAGAAGGAAAGGUGGUUGUGUUGGUCAUUGGUGGAGGAGGGAGGGAACACGCACUUUGUUAUGCUUUACAACGAUCACCUACCUGUGACGUGGUCUUUUGUGCCCCGGGUAAUGCUGGAAUUUCUAGUUCUGGAGAUGCUACCUGUGUAUUGGACCUCGACACCUCCAAUAGUUCAGAGGUGAUCUCAUUUUGCCACAAACAGGGAGUUGGAUUGGUUGUUAUUGGGCCUGAGGCUCCUCUUGUUGCGGGCCUCAGUAAUGAUCUUUGUAAGGCUGGAAUCCUGACAUUUGGCCCUUCCUCCGAAGCUGCUGCCUUGGAAGGGUCAAAAAGCUUCAUGAAGAGCUUGUGUGACAAGUAUGGGAUCCCGACGGCAAAGUAUCAAACAUUUAAAGAACCAUCAAAAGCAAAAGAGUACAUCAAACAGCAAGGCACUCCCAUUGUAAUUAAAGCAGAUGGAUUGGCUGCCGGUAAAGGGGUGGUAGUUGCCAUGACACUUGAUGAAGCAUAUGAGGCUGUAGAAUCCAUGCUUGUGGGAGGCGUGUUUGGCUCAGCUGGAUCUCAAGUUGUGGUUGAGGAGUACUUGGAGGGCGAGGAAGCAUCUUUCUUUGCGUUGGUAGAUGGGGAGAAUGCCAUUCCUUUGGAAUCCGCUCAAGAUCAUAAACGGGUUGGAGAUGGUGACACGGGACCCAAUACAGGUGGAAUGGGAGCUUAUUCUCCGGCACCUGUUCUGACUAAGGAACUCGAGUGUGAGGUUAUGGAGUCCAUCAUUGUCCCUACUGUAAAGGGGAUGAGUGCAGAAGGCUGCAAGUUUGUUGGGGUUCUGUAUGCCGGCUUAAUGAUUGAGAAGAAAUCCGGACGACCUAAGUUAAUCGAGUACAAUGUGCGUUUCGGAGACCCUGAGUGCCAGGCAUUAAUGGUUCGUUUGGAGUCCGAUUUAGUCCAGGUCCUACUGGCAGCUUGUCAGGGACAGUUGAACGGAGUAUCCCUGAACUGGUCACCUGGGUCAGCCAUGGUGGUAGUCAUGGCCAGCGAGGGGUACCCUGGAAACUACAAAAAGGGAACAGUGAUUCAGAAGCUGGACGAAGCAGAGCAGGUGGCCAAAAUAUUCCACGCCGGAACAUCUCUUGAUGCGGAGGGCAAUUUCAUUGCAACCGGAGGGCGCGUCCUUGGGGUCACGGCCAAAGGAAAGGAUCUUCAAGAGGCAAGGGACAGAGCGUACCGAGGAGUUGAGGCAGUUGAGUGGCCGGGCGGUUUUUACAGGCGGGAUAUCGGUUGGAGAGCGUUGUCCUUGACACAACACGUCUGCUAAACGUUCUGGGGGGCAUUUUGGUACUUUUG